This is a messenger RNA of Clunio marinus, 210 nucleotides long. The record is from the annotation of a GenBank genome assembly. NCBI's taxonomy places the organism in Eukaryota, Metazoa, Arthropoda, Insecta, Diptera, Chironomidae.
AUGUGGAUCUACUUUAAGUCUCCGAGUUCAAGUCGAGUUCUUUUUUUAGAUGGAACUUUUAGGAAGGAGAAAUUAAAUAAAGCAGAUUUGAAGACAUCAAAAAGGCGGCUUGUUUAUUUGUCUUAUUCAGUGAAUGCCGUCGAGAACGGAUACAGAUUAAGACCUUUCUACUUCCCUUUCUUAAGUUGGACUGCUGCUCUGCUUAGGUGA